UAGCCCCUGAGGGAGAACAUGGGCAUAUGAGACAGUCCCCUUCACACCAGGCUGUCAGCAAAUGACAGACUUGGGAUUUUUUAAAAAAACCAUUUCAUUGUGCUCUCUGUUAUGUCUGCAGAAACAACUUAUUCUGAACCCAGCAGCUCUUCCUUAUUGGCAAUGUUGCCAUGGCUACUGCAUUCACGUCACUCAUAAUAUUCUGGCUGUGCUGAAAGCCUCAGCAUUUCUGUCAUUCCAGCUUCAAACGCAUGAAAAGCAGGAGACAGGCAGAGCAAGGGGACUGAAAUUUUAUCUACUAACAGGACAACGUGGAUACAACGCUGGUAACUUCGGAAGAAAAGAUGUCCGGUGGGAUUUUCUCUCCUUUGGAAAACCUCUGCGACCUGGAUAAUGCCAACUGCCACCCCCUGGUAUGUUUCCUGUGUCACGAGCAGUAUGAGCAUCCCUGCCUCCUGGACUGUUACCACAACUUCUGUGCCAGCUGCCUGCGAGGCCGGGCGAUAGACAGCCGCCUCACCUGCCCUCUUUGUGGUCAUCAGUCCAUCGUGAAAGGAAACAACGGGCUCCCGCCUGUAGACCGGCUCCUGAAGUUCCUUGUGGAUAGCUCUGCCGACUGCGAGGAGGAAGUUCAGUGUGCAAACUGCGACCAGGAGUGCAAGAAACAGGAAAUGGACACCAUGUAUUUCUGCAACACCUGUAACCAGCCCCUCUGCAGCAAGUGCCGCGAAGAGACCCACAAAGCCAAGAUGUUCUCUCGCCACGAGAUUGUCUCCUUGACUAAGCGCACUAAAGACAUCCACAAGAAAUGCUCUCUUCAUGAGGAACCUUACAUCAUGUUUUCAACAGAGAAAAAAUCCAUGCUCUGCAUUAACUGUUUCCGGGACAUGCAGGUAGAAAGCCGAGCCCACUGCAUUGACAUCGAGACUGCGUACAUGCAAGGCUGCGAGAAGCUCGACCAGGCUGUGAUGGCCGUGAAAGAGCUCCAGACGUCCACACGAGAGGCCAUUGUCCUCCUCAAAGCCAUGAUUGAGGAGGUGCGCAACAGUGCAGAUGAGGAGAAGACAUCCAUCAACUCACUCUUCAGUAGCAUGCAGGAGAAACUAGCAGAGAGAAAAAAGAUGCUUCUGAAAGCUGUUCAGAGUCAGUAUGAAGAGAAGGAAAAGGCAUUUAAGGAGCAACUCUCCCACCUGGCCUCCCUGCUGCCCACCCUGCAGGUCCAUCUGGUCACCUGUUCUGCUUUUUUGAGCUCUGCGAACAAAGCCGAAUUCCUGGAUUUGGGAUACCAACUGAUGGAGAGGCUCCAGAAAAUAGUCAAACUUCCACAUCGCUUGAGACCUACGCAGACGAGCAAGAUAAACACCGAGUACAGGGCUGAGUUUGCCCAUUGCUUGGAGCCCCUGUUGCUGCUGAAUCCACGCCGCUCUGUGGUGGUGAGCGGAGGCACCAUUGGACCAGGGAUCAGCAAUGGAAACAUGCUCUCGGGUGGCCAGUGCUCCAAGACGCUGAUAGUGCCUGGCUGUCCCCCUUCCUGCGAUAAGAUGUCCAUCACAGGCGCUAUCGUGCGAAAGCCAACCAUGCAUCGUUACAUCAGCACCAAGGUCCUGCUGGCCGAAGGAGGGGAGUCGCCCUUCACUGAGCACUGUCGCAACUAUGAGAACAUGUAUCGGACCCUGCAAACAGAGAUUCAGAACCUGAAGGAUCAGGUACAGGAGCUGCAUCGUGACCUCACAAAGCAUCACUCCCUCAUCAAGACAGAGAUCAUGAGUGAGAUCCUACAGAAAUCCCUCCAGAUGGAUGUGCAGAUUGCCUCGGAGUAUUCGUCUGUGGAAAUGAUGCGGAGCAUGUUUGAAGAGAUUUGGGAGGAAACAUAUCAGAGGGUGGCAAAUGAGCAGGAAAUUUAUGAAGCACAGUUACAUGACCUGUUGCAGCUGAAACAGGAAAACAGCUACCUGACAACCAUCACCAAACAGAUUGCCCCCUAUGUCCGCUCCAUAGCUAAGGUGAAGGAACGGCUGGAGCCCAGACUACAAGAACCCAGGGAACUGAAGGAUGACCAGACAGAGAAUCUGCUCAAAAUUUACGAUGACAGCACAGUGACCAGCGACACAACACACAGGAACGACUUGACAAGAAGCAUGGAAGACAACAGGGAGCCCAAAGUGGACAACCGAAUGCUGAACAUUGUCACUGAGGAUUCCCUACUGAAAGACACUUACAGAACCAAACAGAAAGGUGGGACAGAGAGUCCCAGCCAGAAAGAUUUUGCAACUUAGGCAAGGCAGAGUGCCAAGAAGCUGCACUGCUUUGCAUUUCAUAUAUGCAAACAAAAGACUUAAAUAGGAGUUUCUCAAGUACAUUUAUGGUUGAGUCAGGCUGGUAUGUUACAGAGGAUCUAUCCAUUGAAAUAAAGACUUGACAAGAUGGGAAGGACCAGCAUUUCCAAAUUUAGUUUGAUGAAAUUGAGUCUUGAAAUGCAGAUUAAGGCUUCACCAAUUCAGUUAAUCUAAAUACUGUUCUCAUUACAUUACCAGAUGGUUUUUAAUCAGUUAUGGUCGGAUUUCCCAGGCCAAUUUCUUUGGCUAUUUGUGUAUUUUCAACAACGUUAUACUGUAUUUUUCUGCAUCAAUAAAUUCAAACCUCUAUUCAGCAGAGAAGUCCAGUAUCUCCUGAGUCAGAACUCUUUGGUGGGCCCCCCCAUCAGGUCAGUAACUUGUUACUGGAAUUGGUCUCCUUUCUCCUUCACAUGGAAACUUUGAAAAAAACAAAUAUUGAUAUAUUUCACACCUGAAAUCCCUUAUCUCAGCUGCUCAAAGCGAACUGUAAGCUCUUGAUGGUGAACCUAGAAAAAAUGGAGUAUUAAUAAGCCUAAUUUUGACAUUGUGCUAUCAAUUUAUUUUAAAUGCAUGAAAACAGCUAGCUCUACGUAAGUUUUAUUCCCACUACCCCUACUCCCUGCCCCAAUGAAUACAAUUUAUUUAAAAGCCUAGCUAAGUAAACAAUGUAUUCUUUGUUAAAAAUGGAAUGUAGCUAUUUCCUCAAAAAGAAAGUCACCUUGCAUAGCCUUGAAGCUGGGUUUGGGGCGGUUAUUUUGGGGAGGAAUUGUUUUUAACACUUCUGCACUUUAGUGUAAUGAGAUCAGUAGGACAACAAUGUUUUCCUGAGGUUUUUAUGCUGUAGACUGUUCAGAAGUCUUGUUUUCCAUACAAGAUGUACACAGCUUUGUAUAUUAAAAAUCUGAAAAAAUAAAAUAUCAGUUCUUGAAACUUCAUGCAAGUUGUUAAUAUAGCACGAUUACACCCACCAGGGAAUUCUGGGAGGGCCAGCCUGCAUGGGACAACAACCUUCCCACCAGCAGACUUCUCAGAAGGUAAGUUUCAAAGAGAAUAUGUUUCCCUUACAAUCACCACACCUUUUCAGGUUAUUUUAACCAAUUAUAGUUUUAUUUAAUAAAUGGAAAGAAUUCUCAACAUCCGCAAAAGAAAAGAACUUUUAAAUAUCUGUAAUGAACAUUUCUUCAUGUAAGAAAAAAGGGUAGAGCUACUCCAUUCAUUUAAUACACAGUUGGUCUCAGCAGGCCCAAAUAGAUUGUGGAGUGAUUCUAGUAAAGUUUUUUUCAGCACAAACAAACAGACUUCAAACAUCUUGUGAUAUAACAAGGUAACAAUCUCCUAUUGCAACAGGAAUGUUGAGGUGUUUUCAAGGCCGGAGGUGACUUCCUCCUCAUAUUCCAAUCCAAUGACAAAUUACCAAAUAAAAUAAAGACAGUGAGAUCAGAAGCUACUCCAGGCAGUAAGAAAGUGCAAUAGAUGGACAGUUACUCUGUGCCAUUAUUUGGAAGUUGUAUCCUGACCAUCAAAGAACACUCACUCUGUGCUACAAGCAGAAUAUGAAAGUCAAGGAACCAGCGCAAAGUAAAUUCCUAAAGUCAUAACAUGUUUACAAAAAGCAACAGUUUUAGGAAUUAGUUGUUUACCGAGUGACUACGUUACUUUUUGUCGGACAUUAGAAUAAAUAAAUACUCAAAAGUGUUCGUACUAACCCCUCACCCCAACUGACAUUAUUAAUAACCUAGUUUCCUUUUGACAGUUUAUGCUAAUCACUCCGUCCUUCACAAACCUUUGGACAAUAAAAAUGGAGAGGUCAGUUUCACUUUCUGGUUCUCCUGCACUAGCUUAAAAUUGCAAAUUUUAAACUGCAAACACUGCAGGGGAUAGUUUAAAUACAAGCUAAGCAGGUGACUUGAAAAAACCUAUGGAACACUUCUGCGACCUAUUGAGCACAUACAAGUCCUAAAUUUUUGGCCUGAACAACAGGAUAGUGCCUUUUACCCUUGUUAGUAAAUAAGGGUCAGUGAGCCAGCAAUCAGAUUGAUUGACAAGUUUAAUUUGGUAGACUGCUUUAAAAUACAUAGAAUUUUAUGUAGCCUGUACCUUACCUUGUUGGUGGUGAAGAUGUUUUCCCAGGCUGCAUAAAUAUUGUUUGCAGUAGUGAGUUUAAGUCCUUUCCCACAGGGCUUCAUAAGUUAAUUGCCAACAUGAGACUGUGCGAACCUACCGAGGGCCAGAAUGAAGUUCUUACUCACUGGGUACAGACCUAGAAGUUGUUCAUUGACAACGUCUUUGAUUUUUUAAAGACUCUGUGCUGCAGCAUGUGCCAAAGGGGCCAUUUUGAUUAAUAAAUAAAUUGAAAACCCAAUUUGAACUAAAGGGUGAUCUUCAUUUCUUUGUGAAUUCCGAGUCACCUUUCCUUUGGGAAUGAGGGCUGCAGCAAUCAUUCCAGAUAUUUACACCACAGGAUAAAGUACUAAGAUCCCACAUCUCCAGAAGUGGAACAUUAGCGCUAUAUAAAUUGACUUGGGGCAAACUUGGGAUGAACCUACAUGCCCUGCACAAAUCUGAUUUUUGUAAAAGUUCUUGUCCGGGUCAUUGGAGAAGAAAGUGCUUUCACUGACCACUGCAUCAACCAAGUAAAUCAUUUGCUGUGCCCAUUCAUAUUCUUGCUGAUAGACACAAUCUAAAGAAAAUGCAUUCUCACUGUGACAACAUGCAUCCUACAAAGGGCUUAUUCAACAGAACCUGAGGCUUUGUGGGUGCUAGUCAGAACCUCCAGCUACACAGAUGAAAAAAGGUCUUCUUCCAACAUAGCUACAAAUGUUACAUUUGGGUGUUGACUCAGAACAUGUAGAUAUAUCCCAAACCCAAAGGGUAACUGUAGUAUCUAGGCACCAGAAUUGAUGUCUUCAGUGACAGGGGCAUUAGAAAUACCCAUGAUACUUCACAUGAGCAAACUGUUAUCCCAGGCAAGUGAAAUGAUGUAAAGCAUACCAUUUAUGGAGAGUCAAAAAAAGACAAUAACCCUUCCAAACAAGUGCCAAUAAAAGAAUAAGACUAAUUUAUUUAAUUAAUACCCCUCCAUCACACUAAGUUAUCUAAAUAGUUUCAAGUGGUAAAUUUUAGCAGCUAGGAGCCAAUAUGCAAUCCACAAGUCUCAGUUUUACACUGAAGCAAUUACUGGAUUGUUUGCUUUCUGGCCACAACGAAAUGGAGCACAAAAACUGACAAGAGAAUGAAAGUCUCACUGUGAACAAUGACUGUUCACACAAGAGGAAAGACCCAUGAAAUCUAGCCAACUCUCCUGCUGAUAAAGUUGUCCAGCAGUUGUAGACCUAUAGACUUCUGUGGUGAACAGAGGAUUUUUUUCCUAACAAGGGACCUCAAACAGCAGUGUGAGAAAGAUAAUGUGAGCUCAAGCCUCUGACAAUAAGACUAGAGUAGUAACGCAGCAUAAAAUGCUUAGGGUUAGAGAUAUUUGACCCACAUAGUGUCUCACAUAGCACACAAUUAAGCAAGUAGUUUCUCACUGUAUUGCUCUAACAGUUUGACCUAAUAAAAAAUUUAUUCAUGUAAUAAACCAAGUCCCUAGUAUAUUUUUUCACUACCUGGCAAAACAAACCCCAUACUCCAGAGCACUUUUUAAGUUUACUCUGCUGGGUCAUUUUGUGAUCAGCGUGCAAUUUCUCUGUUCUUGAUUCAGGUGAAUUCUAAUUAGCCCAUACAUGCUAGGUACUAUUGCCAUGUCUAUACUACAAGCUAGGGGUGUGAUUCCCCUGCUCACAUACACAUAUUAAUGGUAGCUUGAUGAAUGCUACUGCAAGGACAAAUAGCCGUGUAGCCCCGAGCAACGCAGAGUACAUGCUGACCAGUUCCAGGCAGGUUUGUACUCGGCAUGGCUCAGCCGUGCCUCCAUUGCUGCUACUCAUACUACCGCGGCUACACCGCUAUUUAUACUUGCACUAGCUCUCACAGAGCAAUGGCUAGUAUGUGUACACGAACAGGGGAAAUUACACUGCCAGCUCCAGUGCGAUGCGUUUCAACUUUCAGUGUCAAAGUGCUUUACAAAGAAGGUCAGUAUCAUUAUCAAUAGUAGGUUUAGUUAUGAAACAUUUAUACAAUGGAAAAAUUCAUACGAGAAACAUCUUAAUAAAAUAAGCGCAGUUAAAAAUCCUUGUUUGUAUUAAGUUUUUAACUGGUUUGAGAUUUCUUCUGAGGUAUGUUGGCUACAGACAGAUAGCAACAUUUAGAACUCUCUUUCAGAAGUACAUUGGAGGCACUUCUAUUGCAAAGGAAAAGCAAUCUGAACAGGAAUCAAGUCCUUACAAAUAAUUAUGCAGAGGAAAGACAACAUUAACCAAAUAACAGCCCUGC
Chrysemys picta bellii (western painted turtle) is the source of this 6707-nucleotide messenger RNA. It is a transcript of the gene RNF207, whose product is annotated as ring finger protein 207. Lineage: Eukaryota; Metazoa; Chordata; Testudines; Emydidae. Gene Ontology annotation, cellular component: perinuclear region of cytoplasm. The record is from RefSeq and is a predicted model, not a curated record. Gene Ontology annotation, molecular function: transmembrane transporter binding; Hsp70 protein binding; zinc ion binding. Gene Ontology annotation, biological process: regulation of cardiac muscle contraction; regulation of heart looping.